CAUUCCCCUCGACUCGACACCAUCACCUAGAUUGUUGCUAGUUGUAGGCUAUAGCUAGGCAGAGACUCACCCAUCAACCAUGUGCAUCUCAGUGAACGGGCAGUCGGUGGUGCCGCCGGGGUUCCGAUUCCACCCCACGGAGGAGGAGCUGCUCACCUACUACCUCGCCAAGAAGGUGGCCUCGCAGCGCAUCGACCUCGACGUCAUCCCCGACAUCGAUCUCAACAAGCUCGAGCCAUGGGAUAUCCAAGAGCGCUGCCGGAUCGGAACGGGCCCGCAGAACGACUGGUACCUGUUCAGCCACAAGGACAAGAAGUACCCCACGGGGACGCGCACCAACCGCGCCACCGCCGCCGGGUUCUGGAAGGCCACCGGCCGGGACAAGGCCAUCUACUCCGCGGCCGGCUCCGGCCGCAUUGGCAUGCGCAAGACGCUCGUCUUCUACAAGGGUCGUGCCCCGCGUGGCCACAAGUCUGACUGGAUCAUGCACGAGUACCGCCUCGACGACGCCGUCCCUGUCAACCCCACGGCCGGCGACGCCACCUACAACUCCAGUAACUCAUUCCCGGUUCGCGGCGUGGCCGGAGACCAGUCGCCGUCGGCACAGGAGGACGGGUGGGUCAUCUGUCGGGUGUUCAGGAAGAAGAACAUCGUCGUGCAGCACCAGAACGGCGGCGGCGCCGGUGCCAUGGAGUACAGCCAGAGCAACUGCUCGUCAGCGGUGACCGCCGCCAGCGACAAGGCCAAGGCGCACAUGCACCAGCAGCAGCACCUGCCGCAGAGCGACGACGCGCUCGACCACAUCCUCGGCUACAUGGGCCGCUCAUCCACGACAUCCUGCAAGCAGGAGACCAAGCCCACCAACCCAUCAUCGUCAGCGCUGGACCACCUGAUCAACAGCGCGUGCAACAACGGCACCGGCACCCUGUACGACAAGUUAAUGAAGCUCCCGCCGCUCGAGCACGUCGUCCCCGGCGGGCUCCUGCCGCCGCCGAACGAGUACGACCGCGACUGGGACGCUCUUGACCGGCUGGCGGCGUACGAGCUCAACGGCCUCUCUAACCCUGCGCUGGCCGAGACGACGAACGGCAUGUCCUACAUAGCACACAAGCUCGGUGGCGCCACCUCCUACUCCGGCGGUGGCACGCUACACCCCCCCUCCUUCACCGGGGCCGGCGAUGGUGACUUGUGGAGCCUGGCGCGGCCGGUGUCAUCGCUACACGCAGACUUGACGAUGACCUGGUUUAAUGCUGUCGGAUGCUGA
Messenger RNA from Triticum aestivum (bread wheat), 1264 nucleotides. Its product is annotated as NAC domain-containing protein 66. NCBI's taxonomy places the organism in Eukaryota, Viridiplantae, Streptophyta, Magnoliopsida, Poales, Poaceae. Gene Ontology annotation, biological process: regulation of DNA-templated transcription. The coding region runs from base 80 to 1264 and encodes 394 amino acids. Gene Ontology annotation, molecular function: DNA binding. The record is from RefSeq and is a predicted model, not a curated record. The transcript is spliced from 3 exons.